This is a messenger RNA of Prorocentrum cordatum, 537 nucleotides long. The record is from the annotation of a GenBank genome assembly. NCBI's taxonomy places the organism in Eukaryota, Dinophyceae, Prorocentrales, Prorocentraceae.
AUGGGGGGCCUGGGCCUCGGGCAGCCGGGGGAGCUGCCCGCUGGGGAGCCUCUGUGGCCAGUGUGCGAGGGGCAGGAACGAGCCCGAGAUCGUCCAGACGGUGCCCGAGUUUUUGGAGGCUCUACUAUAUUCCAGCCUCACUUGGACAGGCUUGUCGUGCUGCCGCGUGGCGUAGAACUGCUGGGACAGCAGGGCGCUAUCCCAUCGGUGCUCAGCAAGACCGUGUCCCAGUCUCAGGAUAUGAGGGGCUUCCUCGCCAACAUUCCGAAGGAGGACCUGGACGCUGAGAGCUUCAGAGCACGCCUCUGGCACUACGGCGUGGUUGGCAAGGAGAAAGAGAUCAAGCGGGGAGACAAGAAACAGUCCCUCUGGGAGACGGCGCAGAGCUUCCGGAAGCAGGAGGACGCCGGGGAGAUCCCGCCGAAUGCCCCCGUGUACAUGUCGGAGCUGAGAUGGAUGAAGAAGGUCCGCCACCCCGUUGUGCCCGACGAGCACGUCAAGACGUCCACGUCUUGGGGCCUGGCGGAUUCGACGUGA